Lottia gigantea (owl limpet) is the source of this 420-nucleotide messenger RNA. RefSeq lists its product as hypothetical. The annotation marks the transcript as partial. Gene Ontology annotation, molecular function: protein binding. The transcript has a single exon. NCBI's taxonomy places the organism in Eukaryota, Metazoa, Mollusca, Gastropoda, Lottiidae. The record is from RefSeq and is a predicted model, not a curated record.
AAAUCAUCUUAUGAAAUGACAAUUGAAGAGAAAUAUGAUCGAGCCUUGCAUCAUAAAACUUUAGGAACAAAAUUCUUCCAAAGAGGUGAUAUUCCUGCAGCAUUUAAAAAAUACAGUUUGGCAUUGAAAUAUCUUAUUUGUAUUCAUCCUGAGGCGCUGAUCUCCAUAAAAUUACUCAAAGACUACCAGAAAUUACGAAGUUUGUGCUACCUCAAUUUAGCAGCUUGUCAACUUAAAUAUGAAAAUUUUGAUCAUGUGAUCGCGAACUGUUCCAAAUCAUUAGAAUAUGAUCAAUAUAACGUGAAGGCAUUUUAUCGUCGUGGUACAGCAAAUUAUAAACUUGGAAAAUUAGAGCAAGCUAAAAAUGAUUUUAAUUCUGGUUUAAAAAUACAACCUAAUAAUUCUACUUUAAAACAGGCA